GUGUGUGUGUGUGCCUGCCUGUGUGACUGAGAGAGAGUUUAAAGCAGGUUGUCAGGCGGAGGCGUCCGCAUCCAGGGAGACGUUAGAGAGAAAAGACCAAGAAGCAACCAAGGAGCGAGAACGCGAAUGAGGCAACGGUAUACGAAGUGAAAAUAAUAAGUGAGCAGACUUCGAGAAAGACAGACAGCUGAGAGGGAGAACACGCCGUGGGGGGAUAGCCCUAGUGAGGGCGAGCCUGUUACCCCGGGUCGCGGAUCUAAACAUGAAUAAAACCCACCGAGUGCCGAGCAGCAGGGCUCUGUGCGCUGUGGAGGUGAAGAGCAAGUUUGGCGCAGAAUUCCGACGGUUUUCUCUGGAACGAUCGAAACCUGGGAAAUUUGAUGAGUUCUAUGGAUUACUUCAACAUGUGCACAGAAUCCCUAACGUGGAGGUGUUGGUUGGAUAUGCAGACAUUCAUGGGGACUUGCUACCAAUAAACAACGAUGAUAAUUACCACAAAGCAAUAUCAACAGCCAUCCCUCUUCUUCGGAUAUUUUUACAGAGGAAAGAGGAGGCUGACUAUUCUGCGUUUGGCACAGACUCGUUGAAGAGGAAGAAGAAUGUCCUCUCCACUGUGCUCCGUGCCGACAACAACCGAAAGAAACCUCCCCUCCUGAUCAGCCUGCCACGUGAUUUCCGCCCGGUCUCUUCCAUCAUAGAUGUGGACAUACUCCCGGAGACUCACCGUCGGGUCCGACUCUUCAAGCACGGCUCGGAAAAACCCCUCGGCUUCUACAUCCGGGAUGGCUCCAGCGUCCGGGUCACCCCGCAGGGACUGGAGAAAGUACCAGGAAUAUUCAUCUCCCGCAUGGUGCCGGGAGGCCUGGCUGAUGGCACGGGCUUGUUAGCAGUCAAUGACGAAGUUCUGGAAGUGAACGGAAUCGAGGUGUCGGGGAAGAGCCUCGACCAGGUCACAGAUAUGAUGAUAGCAAACAGCCACAACCUCAUUGUCACAGUGAAGCCUGCCAAUCAGAGGAACAAUGUGGUCAGACACAGCCGGACUUCUGGUAGCUCGGGUCAGUCUUCGGACAGCAGCACGAGCCACUACGCCUACACAGUGACCCCACACGUUAUCCAGAACUUCCACCCUGAGGAGGCGGAAAGCGAUGAGGACAACGACAUCAUCAUCGAGGGGAGUGGCAAGCCCCAGCAGAUCCCCAAAGCUGCCUCCGCCAGCGCCAGCUUGGGCUCUCUGACACAUUUUGUGUCCCAUUCCGGGUCCAAGCAGAAUGGCUUCGUAACCUCCAGCAGCAGUGCAGGCUCGCUUACGACAGCAGGAGAGAUUCAGGAUCAAGAGUCAGAAAGAAGGAUGAGUACAGAACGAGCGAAUGUAGAAGAGGAAGGAACGGUGAUCACACUAUAGACAGCAGCCUGCACUUAAGUUCAAGGUACUGGAGGUGCCAUGUUAUUACUCGGUGCCUCUGCAUUGAUCCAACAUGCAGUGUGUAGCCACUUUUUUACACUGUGGUUACUUGUGAUUGUGAAUGAAGGAGCAAGGGUAGUACUGGAUAUAUUAACAGUCAGCGCAUAAUAUAUUUUAUUUUAUAAAAAAAUGGGAGGUGAUAUAAAGUCUUGCAAUCCACAUCAAAUAGGUUUUUGGGGCUUAUUCUAAUCUUAAACGUUAUUUGUAAAUGCCUUUUUAAAUAAACUGUGUAGAUAUGAUUUGUUUUAAGGUAGUAAUCAAGCAACACAAGUGAUCCUAAGCUAAAAUCAGACUUUGGCUUUUCAUCUCAAGGUUGUAACGGGAAGCUGGAUGUCAUUUCUAAACAGAAUGGGCGAAAUGGAAAAAUAAUAAUGGGUGUUUUUAAUGAAGUUCAGAGCGGUUUUAGAUGAUCUGAUACAACCUAUCAAAUAUCCUGAAAACCUAAUGCUUGUCAUGCUCAAAAUGUGCUGUGCAUUGACUGUUAAUCAGCUUGGAAAGCAGAUUGUAAUGACGUCUGGUGAUCAGUAUUCACACACUGUCCAGCAAUUGAUCUUUUAAAAUCUCUUCAUGUUUGCUCUCGGAAUUGUUUUUUGAGCAAAAUUGUUCUUAAAAAGAGCACAAGCGGUACAAUAAAGAGAAUAUCAAAUAUGUAGGUUAAAAUACUUGCUACCUUUUUUAAUUAUCCUUUUUUAUUAUUAUAUAACAGAAUGUACAGGACCUACUUUUACAGUACAGUGUGUUUAGCCAAUGUGUAAGAUCUUUUAUUGAUGUUCUUGGAAGACAAUUAACCUUGAAAACAAUGGGUGAAUGAUGGUAUGUAUUCUGUAUGUAAUCUGUGAAUAGGAUUCACCAAGGACCAUGUAAAAAAAGACAUCAAUUGGAAUUCAGGGGAUCUGAAAUGCUGUUUAACAUGGGUUACAGACUGUAUAUAACCAUCUGAUUAUACACGUACACUUGGGGUUAUACAGUUUCAUUCCAAACCAGUUUUGAAUGGGUUUGUUUGCAUGGGGUUUUAAUCAGAACGAGAUUGAAAUGUAUCUUUGUUUCAUGGAAGGUUUCAGGCAUGUCUAGCACAGAUUCUAAGAAAAUAUAAAGAAGAAAAAAAAAAGUAUUUCAACUGUAGCUGUGAUUUGCAUGUCAGGAAUCAGAAAUGAACUGUCGGCAGCAAUGAGAUUUAUUAUUCUGCAGUCUGACAGCUUAGACACCCUCUGCAGGCUCCUAGCGGUAUGGGACAGCAUACAGACGCAAUGUUAAUUAGAAGUAUUUCCAUGUGAAAUCACCGCUAUAUACUGUAGAUAGAUAUUUUUAUAGAAAGUUUUACAGAAUGAUCAAAUGUAUAAACCUUGUAGGUACAAGCGGUACUUGCUUGCACAUUACUGAAUAUAAUAGAUUGGGAAUGAACAGGAAACAAGCUGAGUGACGGUACAAACUACUGCUGCUUUGAUUGUAUUAUCUCUUAUCAGGACAUUAAGCUGAGUUUCAAAGGAGGGAUAGACCCCAACACACAACACACCAUCCUGUAAAUACCACCGGAUUGCCUCCUUUUCAUUGCACCCUCAUCCCCACACAGGGCUGUGUAGGUACCAUGUGUCCAUCUGGCUUUGAGAGCAUCAUUUGCUGUUGUAAGACGCUGGUGGGGAGUGGAUGCUAUUCAGUUUGAUUUAAACACUGGUGGGUCCGAAUACAGCUGUGGUUUACAUUUAAAAAAAUGAUAGCUUUUUGAUUUAGUACACAAAGGUCCCUACUUAAGUGCUCCAAACAGAUCUCACACAGAUCAAGACCAGUUACAAGUCACUCACAAAUACAGUUCCUUUGUGUGGAAAUCUUCAUGGUACCAAAUACAAGUCAUUUAGCGUAAAUCUAUUGCUGGACCUCACAAAUCACAGAACCCAAACUGAGAACAGUAGCACUGUAUGUGCUUCCCAACAGUACCUGGGUUAACAACAUUUACCUGAAGGGCGCUGUUGUUUUUAGGUUAAUUGUUAAACCUGGUCUCGAUUGCAGCUGGUCCAGCUUUAAUAUUAAAUGGAUUGAUGCUUCCAGAGACAGCGCUCAGUGUUUCAAUCACAUGCUUGCUAAGGUACACUCUGUCUUUACUCAAGUUCAGUGUUGAAUGCAUGAAGUGCUGUUUAGUAUUCAUGAAAUUGCUCCAUUGACACCAGUCUAGAACAAUUUGUUAUAAUACAUUCUUUAAGUAACUUCUUGAAGCGCUGUGAAUAGGGACCUGCAUAGGUAAUAUGUGGUCCCAUUCACUGAAUUUGAAUUCAUAUUAUUUUUUAUUUUGUACAUUAUCCUAUGAUUUCUUAUUCUGCCUGGUUUAUUAGUUUCAUCACUCCUUGAUAUUAAUAAAAUCACCAACAAUAACUACUGUAUCUGGACCAGUGUAAAAGUGACCACUAGAAGUAAACAUGGGGUGGAUGUGUCAGUGAUUCUGUCCCCCUGAAAGGUGAGUUUUUCAGAUUUUCUAUUGAAAAUAUUAAACAAACUCCUCAUUUCAGGGGGAAGAAAUGCUGGUGCCCUGCCCCUAGUGGUCAUGGCUAUACUGGCCUCAUUACAGAAAUAUGCUGGUGAUUCUAUUAAACAUCAAAAACAUUUAAUACAUCAUGGCAUAACUAGAGAUAAAUAAGUAUAAAUUCAGAGAGUAUAAAGUAUUCCUGCAAGACUCAAGCAUACAAUUUUAAUUUCCUGUUCCGUCGCAAUUUCUGAUUUGCCAAUGCAAAUAUACACUGAAAAUAUUUGUCACGAUCUAAAAAGUACAAGUUUUGCAAGAGGAUUAAAAAAAUCCUAUAUAAAUGCUGUACAUUUCCAUACUGUGAAUUGUAUUAUUUUAUCCCUGGAAGAAUCAUAUGCUGUACUAUUGGAAAAUGGGUUGUAUAGAAAAUUAGCUUUUUAUGUUUUAUUCUGUUUUUUUUUUUUUUUUUUUUUAAAUAAAAACAAAACUGCAGUGAUUUUUACUUGCUAUAUGAUUCUGGGUAUAUACAUUUUUAAUGAAAGUAUCAGUAUUUUCUUAUUGCUACUGUAUAAUUUAUAUCUCACUUUAUAAACACUUUUAAAUGAAAUACAUGCAUAUGUAUAACAGCAUCGUUUGCAUUGGCUGGUGA
Messenger RNA from Polyodon spathula (Mississippi paddlefish), 4563 nucleotides. Its product is annotated as partitioning defective 6 homolog beta-like. Gene Ontology annotation, biological process: centrosome cycle; regulation of cellular localization; establishment or maintenance of cell polarity. Gene Ontology annotation, cellular component: nucleus; apical plasma membrane; cell cortex. The record is from RefSeq and is a predicted model, not a curated record. The transcript has 3 exons. NCBI's taxonomy places the organism in Eukaryota, Metazoa, Chordata, Actinopteri, Acipenseriformes, Polyodontidae. Gene Ontology annotation, molecular function: protein kinase C binding. Bases 263 to 1402 code for a protein of 379 amino acids.